Tetranychus urticae (two-spotted spider mite) is the source of this 4147-nucleotide messenger RNA. Its product is annotated as CAP-Gly domain-containing linker protein 3. Gene Ontology annotation, biological process: cytoplasmic microtubule organization. The record is from RefSeq and is a predicted model, not a curated record. Lineage: Eukaryota; Metazoa; Arthropoda; Arachnida; Trombidiformes; Tetranychidae. Gene Ontology annotation, molecular function: microtubule plus-end binding. Gene Ontology annotation, cellular component: microtubule plus-end; cell cortex; nucleus.
UCAAUAUGCAUUUAUUUUUGAUUAAAUAAUCAAUUCUACCUUCUGUUAAAUAUUUUGUCUUCAUUCUCAAUUGAUUUAAUUACUACAGUUAAGUAGACUAAAGUGAUAAUAGUUAUUGAGUAAAUAAACUUUUCAACAAUUGAACCAAAAAAACCUCACCCUAAGCAUUGGUAAUGCAAUUUGCUGUUAACAAUUCUUACUCUCACUUUUUUUGUUUGGGUAAUUGAUCAAAAUUAACGUUUAAUUUGAUCGACACUUGGAUAAUCUGCUAAUAAGCAAUUGCCCAUCAACAUCAUCACCAACACUACCAUCUGAUCCAGCAGAGACCAUGCUUAAAGUAUUCCCAACCAGACGUUAAUUUGAUAUCCGACCACAUUUUCAUUUCUGGUUAUUAUAACAAAAUAUAAAUUUACAAUUAUAAUUUUAACCUUUAAUUUGUUUGUAUCAUCAAUAGUACCAUCGUUUAACCAUCUCUAUAUAUCUCUACUUUGCUGCAAAAUUCACCAGUUAAUUGUGUCAAACCUGGAGAAGGAAAAUUAACGAUUGUAACAAUCCUUUAAUACAAUUUAACCACAACCAAGAUCACCUGGAAUCCAUUUACACCAUUUCUCAAGAUGUUGAUGUCUUCAAGAAAACACUCAAAUUAAAGAAAAAGGAAAAGAGUUUGUUGAUUGGUUGUGCACGAUAUACUCCUGAAUUUAUUUGAUUAUCAUCAUCACCAUUACAGUCAUUCUAUUACCAUUAUAUUGCCAGUUACACAAGCAGAUCAGAAUCACCUUGAAAUAAAGAAAAGUGUAUAAAAUUAUGAAAGAUCAACAUCACAGAUGAAGUGAGAUUAUUGUUGCUAUUCUUACAUUCAUAUGUGUGCUGUGUUAUGCUCAUGGAACUUGGGCAGCUAUCAACCCAUUGUUCCAACUUCUCAGCCAUGAGACAAUUAAUCAAUGGAAUUAAUGUAAAUUGAAUUAAACCAUCUAACCAGUGGGCUGGUUUUGUCGUGUUUAUCCAAUUUUGUGAAUUCUCUUUCUUCACUUUAACCUAUUGUUAUUGUUGUUGUUAUUUUUCACGCAAGGUUUUCCCUUCAACCCGUUGUUAUUCAAAUUGAAAAUGAGAGGACAACAAUAAGCUUACAUUUUAGUAAAUAAAGAAACAAACAAAUUACGAUUAUACAAGUUGCUGGAAAUCAAAUCAUCAUCAUCUCACACCAGCAUUACAACUGCUUAAUUUGUUGCCAAAAACAAAAACACAUGAACAUUGUUAUAUUCAAAGCCUAGUAAAUUCAAUAAUCGGAAAGUGAGCACGAAAUUUGUAUGCUCAUUAAAUUAACACCAGAUAGUCGAUUGGAAGUUAUUGGACCCAACAGAUAAUCAAUAUUUCACUCGCAAGAUGGGAACAGACACUAAUGGACAUUGGUCAAACUCGACUAUCAAUUCAUCACCAGAUUAUACAUCAAAUGGUUCGGCUCCUCUCAAUGGUUCCUUGUCCAUUGAAGCUCAAAAUGUUUAUGAGAUAAUGACUAUUGAAUCCAAAUGGAACUCGCCUAAAAUUCAUGUUGCUUCGGAUCCACCAUUUUGUAAAACCUGUGAACAGUUGGAUACAACCUUUUUUAACAUUCAGUGUCACAAUUGUCGUGAAAUUUUAACCAAUCCGGAUACAACGAUAUCACAGUUGUUUGCCAUUCUCAGACAAUGGGUUCCUCAAAUUCAAUAUUGUAUUGAAUUACUUGUCGCAGAGAUACUCAAACGUGGUGCUCAUCAUAAUGACAAAGAUGGUUUAACUGACAUGACACUUCUUCAUUAUGCUUGUAAAGCGGGCUCUUCUGGAGUGGGUGAUGUUCGUGCUGCUUUAAGAACGGUUCAUCUUUUGAUCUCCAAAGGAGCUGAUCUAUCAAUACGAUGUCGCUGGACCGAUAUGGCUGCGAUUCAUUAUGCCGUUUAUUUUGAUGUCUCCGAGAUUGUUGACUAUCUAUUGACCAUCAGUGACCGUGCUUGUAUUGAUGAUGUUUGCCAUGAUUUUGAAGGUGGAACCCCUUUACACAUUGCAGCAGCCAAUUUGUGCAUUGAUUCAGUUAAAGUGCUUCUAAAACAUGGAGCCAAUGUACUCCUCAAAGAUGAUCAUGGUCGAACAGCUCUAGACUGUGUUCCCGACCCAACAACUCUUCUCAAUUCAUGUAUACUUUCAAAACAGGGUGCUGUUGAGGUUGCGACUGAAUUACGUGCACUUCUGGAGAAAGCUUUUCUCUCCACUAUUCCUGGUGAAACAUUCACCUUUGAAGGCCCAGUUACCGGUAAGGUUGUCCUUCAAGCAUUGGGUCUUCAAUUAGGUGAUAAAGUCGCCAUAAAUGGAGUUAAAUCAGGAAUACUCAGAUUCUGUGGGGCCACACAAUUUGCUUGUGGAAUCUGGGCUGGAAUUGAACUUGAAGAACCAGAGGGUAAACAUGACGGAACUUUUCAAGGAGUUACUUACUUUAGAUGUCCACCAAAUCACGGUAUAUUUGCACCGAUCAGUAAAAUUUGUAGAUAUGAUAAUCUUUGGCGGAAUAUUAGAGGAACAAAUCAAACCGUUAGAAUUGUUAACCAUCCUGGUGUCGAUGUUUCUCGUGUAACACCAAAAGUUGAAACAGGUCUGAAUUCGUUGAAAUAUCGUUCUGCUAAUGUAGCUGAAGUUGGAGAUAAAGUUGUGUUGGUGGAUAAGCGAAUCGGAGUUGUGAGAUUUGUUGGAGAAACAUCAUUUGCCUCUGGAAUUUGGUAUGGAAUCGAAUUGUCGAAACCUAUUGGAAAAAAUGACGGAUCCAUUGAAGGAGUCAAAUAUUUUGACUGUAAACCAUCUCAUGGACUGUUUGUUCCUCCUGGACGGAUACUUCGAGUAACCAAAAGUCCGCAAAAACCUAUUGAUGAGAUAUUUGCUGAUGAUGAAAGCUCAGAAUGUAGUUUAAGUUUGAGCCGCAGUUCGUCUGAAAGAGCCAAAAGUCCUUUAACUAUGCGUCGUCUGAGAUCAAGAUCUUCCCUUAAAUCAUCUUCAUUUUCACCCACCUCGUAUCCAGUCACAUCUUCAAAUAAUCUCAACUCAUUACCACCAACCAAUAACAAUUCAUCUUCCUGGUUAACUCUUGGUGUUAAUGUUUUUGUUAACAAUGAAGUUGGAGUUGUUAGAUAUAUUGGACCAGUUGACUUUGCUGAUGGUAUUUGGCUUGGUUUAGAGUUAAGAAGUGCCAAUGGUAAAAAUGAUGGAGCCGUCCAAGGAAAACGUUAUUUUACUUGUAAACCUGGACAUGGCCUAUUGGUCAGACCAAAAAAAGUAUCCGUCCGAGGUAUUAAUGGAUCAAAGCUGUUGCCUGCUGGUUGAAUCUCGUUUCAGCAUUUAUUUUUGUUAAAGAAACAAAAUGAGAUUAUCAAUUAUAACAAUUGCAUUUCAUCUUGGCAUUUAAUUCACAAGAAGAAACUAUAUUCAAUCAAUUAAUAUUGCUACCAAUCAUGAAGAUAAUUGACCAACAAUCGAUUUACCUUAAAAUUAUCCAAUCUUUUUCAAUCAAAAAUAUUGAAUCGAAUAAUUAUUUUAAUUCAACGGACUAGCUGAUAAUUCAAAUCAUGAAUGGACUCUUUCACUUUGCACUCACUAAUUAAGAUCUCUCUUGUAUUUCGUUUAUUCAUCCUUUACUAUUUUCACCUUCACUUUCAAAUUCGCCAUUAUUUAUCAACUAAACUCAGUCACAUUCAAUUGGCUCAAUUUACUGCAUUUGUACAUCUGUAUUUGAUUACUUUUUCAUCUCAUCACCUGUGACGGAUUUAACUAACUCUGCAUUAUAUAAGAAAGUUCAACUUGAUUCAAACAUUUAUCGAUUUUUGAUGUUUCUUAACUGCUUUUGUGUGCAGUUAUGGAUAAUUUGUCAACACAAACGGGUGAUGGACAAACAAACGACAACAGUAGCACUGUGUUAUAUAAACUGUGAUAACUUGGUUAGAGAUGCAGCUAAAUAUUUUGUUGGAAGGAAACUGAUCUCUACUGGUAAAGAGAUAUUCACGUCCCAAUGACUAAAAUGCAUUGUUUUUGUACUUUGAUUUUUCGAUAAACUAUUUAAAACUCUUGUCAAGUGUUACAUUUUGACCGCAAAAUGUUUUGAGAGAUUGAAUAAAAAAUUUUCUAUACAAUA